AAAAACUUUUCCUCAUCACUCCUUCCACUUUCCCACACUUUUCCUUAGUGCCUAAGACUUCUCCCUCUCUUUCUCCAUCAUCUUCAUCUUCUUCUUCUUCUUCUUCCCCAUCUCCAAUCUGCAAAAGCUCAGCAGAUCUCCCAUGGCAGAUGCAGCUCCCAAAACCCAAAUCAAAUCACCCUCUGAUCAUGAAAAUCCAAGUAAGUUUUUUCUGUACAAGGCUGCCCUUGUUACAGUUUUCCUAGUCUUGGUCCCACUUUUCCCCUCUUUGGCUCCUGAUUUCUUCAACCAAACCUUGCACGCGAGAAGCUGGGAGCUUCUGCAGCUCAUUUUUGUGGGCAUAGCCGUUUCUUAUGGGCUGUUUAGCAAGAAAAAUGAUGAGCCACACAAAGAUUAUAAGAUCGAUAAUGCGCAGUCGUAUGUGUCGAAGCUGCUGCAGGUUUCGUCAGUUUUUGAUGAUGAAUCCGAAAACCACACCGUGAUUGAGGAGAGCAAGUUUCAAGCUUUGAAUUCUCAGUAUUAUAGGGGCGAGCCGCCGUUAGUUGUGGUGGCUAAGGAAAACUCCGCCGUUGACAAGGAAAACGGCGUCGUCUCUCAGAUCAGCCAGAAGCCUCUCCUUUUGCCUGUCAGGAGCCUCAAGCAACGCGUUCCUAGCCCUAAUUCGGGAAAAUCCAGAAUUGGGGAUUUUGGAAGAUUGAAUGUUGACAAGGUGGCGGCCGAGAAGGAGGAGGCGGCGGAGGAGAAGGUCGUGCUCCGAUCGCCUAUUCCGUGGCGAUCGAGGUCGGGGAGGAUGGAGAUGAAAGAGAACGGCGAUGAACUAGCUUCGCCUUCAACGGAGGAGCAAGAAUUGAAUAGGAGCGAGUCUCGAUCAUUUAGGUCAUUCAGGGCUACUAACCCUAAUGCGUCAUCGCCAAAAAAAUUAUCUUACGAAUCUCAAUCCAAGAGUGGUGAGGAUGUGGUGAGGAAGAAGAGCUUCGCCCCACCACCGCCGGCUCCUCCGCCGCCGCCUUCACCUCCAUUCCUGAGGAAAUCGGUGCUGAUAAAGUCGAAUUCUAGCAUCCCUGUAGGCUCGACCAAGAAGGAGUUGGCGCGGAGCGCGAGGAGCGUGCCUAGUGAAGAAGCCCAAGUGGAUGAGCUCAUGAGGCUUGGAGCUGAUUCGGUCAAAUCUGUUCGAUCAUUUAAGCUGAAUGAAUUUGUUGAGAAACCAUCAAUGGAUUAUGAGAUAAAAUAUCCUGAUAAAAGGAAGCAGAAGAAGGAGGAAGUGGUGAUGGAAACUAGAGACGAGGAAGAGGAAGAGAGCGAUGAUGAUGAUGAGUUUGAUGAACAUAACUUUGCAGGAAGCUCAUCAAGCAACGUGGAAGCUCCGGCUGAUGAUAAUGGGCGCGACGUCGACAAGAAAGCCGACGAAUUCAUAGCCAAAUUCCGGGAGCAGAUACGGCUGCAGCGGAUCGAAUCCAUCAGAAAAUCCACCGCGCAGCGUGCUGGAAAGAAUUCCAGGUGAUAAAAUACACCAACUUUCACCAUUUGUAUAUAAACUAAAAAAUUCUGCCUCCAAAUGCACCAUUUUCAAUCCUUCUCAUUUUCCACACGCUUAUCAACUUUGAACCUAUUAAUGUCAUCAUAGCUAGCUGAAGUAACGUGAACAUGUGGUGCGUCCAUCUCAACGUUAAUUUGAAAAAAAUUAACAACUGUGUGAAAAUCAUAAGAAUUGAAAAUUCGUGUAUUUGAAGGCAGAAUAUUUAGUUUAUAUACAAAACUAGAAUACGGUGAAAAUUUGUAUGUUUAGGCGCAAAAAAAAAGGGGUGGGAAUUGGUACGUCCGGCAUUGGAUGUUAUCUUAUACACGUGUGUUAAUUUUUUUCUUGGCUUUUUUUUUCUUUUUCAUUACUGUUUAUGGAUAGUGGUAUAGAUGGAUAUCUCCUAGUGUUUAACCAAACAUUUUAACACGAGUUGAACAAUUUGGUGCAAUCAAAUUUGGUUGAUUUUCAUCAGAA
Salvia miltiorrhiza (redroot sage) is the source of this 1993-nucleotide messenger RNA. RefSeq lists its product as uncharacterized. The record is from RefSeq and is a predicted model, not a curated record. NCBI's taxonomy places the organism in Eukaryota, Viridiplantae, Streptophyta, Magnoliopsida, Lamiales, Lamiaceae. The transcript has a single exon. Bases 143 to 1501 code for a protein of 452 amino acids.